This is a messenger RNA of Salvia miltiorrhiza (redroot sage), 1971 nucleotides long. RefSeq lists its product as uncharacterized. The record is from RefSeq and is a predicted model, not a curated record. Gene Ontology annotation, biological process: RNA processing. The coding region runs from base 146 to 1714 and encodes 522 amino acids. Gene Ontology annotation, molecular function: RNA binding; nucleotidyltransferase activity. The transcript has 14 exons. Lineage: Eukaryota; Viridiplantae; Streptophyta; Magnoliopsida; Lamiales; Lamiaceae.
CGUACGUUAUCUUCAACAACUGGAAGCGCGCUUACAGCUUUUUGGUUGAGAUAAUUUGAUGCAUCUCCUUAAACCCCAGAGAUUUUAAGGUCUGUAUUCCUUUCAUGUCAAAAAUUUGAGUUGAUAAACCCUAGUUCCCCAUGUGAUGGCCAUCUCAACCGGCCUGGGUAUUUCUCGUCUUCCAUCCCUCUCUCUCCGUUACCCUUUCCGCCACUGUGCUCUUCAGGUAAGGCUGGGCUGUGCUGCUGCUUCGGUUGAAGCAUUCGACGAUACGGAGAAUGACAAAUCAUUUGAUAAUUUGAGUGGUCGCGAUGCAUGUCGAAAGGAUUGGAAGAAGUUGAAGUCUGAAGACCUUGGAAUUAGGACUUCCAAAAUUUCGAGGCCCACAAGAGUGGUUCUUAAUGGCCUUAAAAAAAGAGGCUUUGAAGUAUAUCUAGUUGGAGGAUGCGUAAGGGAUCUAAUAUUGAGACGAGUGCCUAAAGAUUUUGAUGUAUUAACCUCAGCCGAACUUAAAGAUGUGAUGAGGACAUUUUCUCGAUGUGAGAUGAUUGGACGGCGGUUUCCUAUCUGUCAUGUGCACAUUGAUGAUACUAUUGUGGAGGUUUCAAGCUUUAGUACCCGUGCAACAAGGUACGGGAGGUUCUUGAGUUUGGACCCUGAGAAGCCUGUUGGCUGUGAUGAGAAGGACUAUAUUCGCUGGAGAAACUGCCUUGAGAGGGAUUUCACGAUAAAUGGAUUGAUGUUUGACCCUUAUGCAAAGUUGAUAUAUGACUACACGGGUGGAGUAAAUGACAUCCGGAAAGCUAAGAUCCGGACCAUCAAGCCUGCUAAUCUUUCCUUGACUGAGGAUUGUGCUCGUAUUCUUCGUGCUGUCAGAAUUGCUGCUCGAUUGGAUUUUAGACUUUCAAGGGAGACUGCUCUGGCAGUGAGAAGGUUAUCUGCUACAGUUCUAAGGCUUGAUCGGGGAAGGCUUCUCAUGGAAGUCAACUACAUGUUGGCUUAUGGUUCCGCAGAGGCCUCAUUGAGAUCAUUAUGGAAGCUCGGUCUUUUGGAAAUACUUCUGCCUAUUCAGGCUGCCUAUUUUGUCAGCAAUGGUUUUCGCAGACGUGACAAGCGUUAUAACAUGCUUUUGUCUUUAUGCUCCAACCUCGAUAAACUUCUUGCCCCUGACAGACCAUGUCACAGUAGCUUAUGGUUUGCUAUUCUAGCAUUUCACGAAGCACUCUCGACACAACCAAGGGAUCCUCUUGUAGUUGCUGCAUUCAGCCUUGCAGUCCACAAUGGCGGAGACCUAUCAGAAGCUUUAAGCAUUGCAAGACGUAUCAAUAAACAACAUGAAAUAAGUUUUGAGGAACUAUUGGAACCGAAAUACAUGGAAUCCAAUGUGUUGUUGGAUGAGGUUAAAGAUUUAGCAGCUUCGGUCCGAAGUGCCCUUCACCAUAUGACAGAUGAUUAUUUUGUCUCCCAGGCAAUGGCUAAAUAUCCAAAAGCUCCGUAUUCAGAUGUUGUAUUUAUCCCAAUGGCACUAUACUUGAGGGUUUGGAAGAUGUUUGAAUGUGUUGCAGGUGGGAGGGAAAAGGGAUUUGUACCAAAAAAUGGUAGUAAGAUCGACUAUGAGUUGUUAGCUAUGGGAAGUCUAAAGGAAGUUAGACAUGCAUUUGCAAGAGUCGUAUUUGAUACCAUAUACCCAAUUGAUAAGUACAUAGAUGAUUAACUUAUACAAAAAAGUGAGUGAAGAAAGCAACGGUAACACACCAGGCCCGUAUUCACGUGAUAAAUGACCCAACAGAAACAAGGAAGUCGCUGAAAUUCUGCACCUGAGGAUAGCGACGCUACAAAGACUAUCCCAAUCCUGGUUCGGAUGUUUUUCAUUGAUUAGGUUCCGAGUCUUGUUCCUUUUGUGUAAUCUUGUUACUAGCUACUCAUUCUUUCCUUCAAUGCAAAUAAAAGUUAUAUUCAGUAGCACAGAAA